Molecule: messenger RNA, 357 nt
Organism: Cladocopium goreaui
Lineage: Eukaryota; Dinophyceae; Suessiales; Symbiodiniaceae
Source: the annotation of a GenBank genome assembly
AUGACACCUUCAGCACUGAGUCACCAGGGCUUGCCCUUUGCUGAACUCUGUCGCAGCGCAGCCAAGUUGAGGGAAGCCCAUGCCUGGCACCGCCUGGUGGGCGUCAAUGAUGCCAUCAACGAUGCAGAAGCGCUGGCGAAAGAACUCUGUGGCGAUGGUUCCACAACUGUAGAGCUGGUGCUGGAUUUGCGAAGUGGUUGGUGCGCUGGCGGAGCCAAACUGGAAUUAGACAAUGUGAAAGCUGGAUAUGCAGACAUCCCUCGAGACGUGCUGAAGGGCAUCACUCUUUGCUUCGAGUCUGGGGACCCUGGGGACUUGCUGUGUGAUCACCAGUCCUGUCCAACCGGGUCCAACUAG